Molecule: messenger RNA, 2058 nt
Organism: Cavia porcellus (domestic guinea pig)
Lineage: Eukaryota; Metazoa; Chordata; Mammalia; Rodentia; Caviidae
Product: basic proline-rich protein-like
Exons: 4
Coding region: 1-2058 (685 amino acids)
Source: RefSeq, a predicted model, not a curated record
AUGGGCUUGAAGAGGGGGGAAAAAACUAGUUUAAAACCGAGGCGUGAACAGUCUCUCAAAGUGACCUCCGGGGAAACCGGCUACCCUAACCGGAGCACUCCCCGCGCCGCCGCUCCCCGGGGCGCUCACAAAGCCGGCGGCCGGCCACGAGUUUGGGGUGCGCUCCCACGGCGCGGGGCCACUCGAGCAGCCCCUCCGGAGCAAGGCGGCUCGGUAAUGAUGGCUGCUCCGGCCGCGGCUGCUUUCCCAGCUCCGACCAGCCCCCACGGCCCCCCACAGGCGCGCUCGCCGCGCCGCUGCGCCCGCCCCGCACCGCAGCCCACCCGGUGCCCAGACCCCCGCCCGCGCCCCGCGCCCCGCGGCCCCGGCGCGCCCCGUCCCUGCCGCCGCCACCGGCCCGGCCAGCUCGGCAAGGUGGGGUCCCUCCGCCCGCGCCUCCCCGCGCUCGUCCCGGCCCGGCUCCCUUUCUUCUCCUCGCGCACCCGGGAGCCUCCAGGGAGCCCCGGGAGCCGCCGGGAGCCCCCAGUUUCGGGCUCGCAACUCUGCGCCCGCUGCUGGCACCCGCAGGGCUCGGGACGCCCUCCGCGCCGCGUGUUCGCGACGCCCCCGCCCCACGCGGCGCCCCGCGCACUUUCCCCGCCGCCGACCCACCUCGCGGUGGCUGUCCCCGCACGGGUGGCGCCGCCGCGCCGGGAGGGACGCACUUUGUUCGCGCCGGUGCGGCCCCGCUCCCGGCCAGCGCGGCGUGGUCGGUCCGAGCGGGGGGCGGGGGCGGGCGGGGGUCGCGCCGUCCCCGAGCCGCCGCCGUCCCCGCUCAGCCGCCCCGCGCCCGCGCGCCCACCGCCGCUCGCGCCGGAGUUGCAGCCCAACUUUUCCUCCUUCCCUUUUCUCUCGCCCGGAGCCGGCAACUCGUGCUCCGGCCGGCGGGAGGAAGCGCGCUCGGGCCCCCCGCGCGGACACGCUCGCCCCCCCGCCGCCGCGCAACAAAAAGCCCUUCACAGGCGAGGAAGUGACCCUCGGCCGCCCGCGCGCCCCCGCCGCCCCGCGGACGCAGGCCGAAGUUGGGGCGCCGGCGGUGCUCGGAGCGCGAGUUCGGGCCCCGCGGGCGGCGGUGCGGACGCCUCGGCGCUGCGCCCCGCCGCCCGCCCGCCCGCCGGCCCCGCGCCCCGAGUCCCGAGUCCCGAGUCCUCGCCCAACUCCGCGCGGCCCCAGCCCCGGCCCGGGGCGGUUUCCUGCCGCCGCCGCCCCCGCCGCCGCGCCACCCCUCCCGGGCGAACUCUCGCGCUCACCGGGUCGGUCGGCCGGGCGAUCGGGCGGCGCCGCCGCUGCCCCGUCCGCGGGGACAAAACGCGGGGCGGCGCGGAGUUGGCCGGCGGCCGCGGCCGGGCGCGGGUCCUCGGGCGCGGAGUUGGCCGGGGGCGGACGCGGCUCCGGCGAGUUGCAGGGUCUCCGGGUCCCCGGGCCACCUCCUCCGCGGCGCUCCUUUGUUUCCCGAGCACGAGCGCGUCCGCACCGCCACGGCUCAACCCCCGCGCCGCCGCCGUCGCCGCCACCGCUGCCGCCGCGGCCCCAGCACGCCAGCGCCUGCGCGCGGCCAGCACGCCGCGCGCGCCCGAGGCCGCGGGGCCGCGCGCGCCCGGCGCCGCCGGCUCCUCCGCCGCGCGCCCGCGCCGCGCCGCGCCCGCGCGCCGCCACCUGACGUCAGGCGCGCCUGGCAUAAUUUAUGCAAGAAUUCGGCCGGGGUGGCGAGGACGCGGGAGAGGCCGCGAGAAAGGGGGCGGCGCGGGCGCGGGGCCGCGGGCUCGUAGGGCGGGCUGGGCGCCACUUCCCGUCCCGGGCGUGCGCCGCGCAGCGCUGCCGGCGGCUCUCCCCGGCUGUGCGCGGCCCUCCUCGUCGGGCUCCCGGAGCGUUCGGCCGCGGCCCCGCGCUGGCUGCGGACGCUGCUGCCACGUUUCCCCGCGCGCACCUCCGCGGCCGGUGCGCCGCCCGGGGCGCACGCGGAGCUCCGGGCCGACCGCGGUCGGGGUCGGUCUCUGCUGCGCUGACCCUUCGACUUGA